This is a messenger RNA of Pectinophora gossypiella (pink bollworm), 5580 nucleotides long. It is a transcript of the gene sky, whose product is annotated as GTPase-activating protein skywalker. The transcript is spliced from 14 exons. The coding region runs from base 571 to 2373 and encodes 600 amino acids. Lineage: Eukaryota; Metazoa; Arthropoda; Insecta; Lepidoptera; Gelechiidae. The record is from RefSeq and is a predicted model, not a curated record.
UUGACGAACGUUGCAACGAUACUUUUAUACACGACCAAUGUCCGAGGCCUUCCAAUUGUAAUCACUGUAGAAAAACGAAUUACCAUACAAAAACUAGAAACGACUUUCACCGGAUACAUCGAUAAUUCGAUUAACGAAACAAGGGGUUGCAAAUUAUCCCACAUAUCAGUAAAUUGAUCACAAUAUGACAAUGUACCCGUGCGCUGGGUCGUCCGCUGAUAUAUCCGUGUGAUGUACCGUGUGGUUCGUUUAAGUGACAAAGCAGUAGCGGCUCCCAAUCGGGACUAUUAUCUUAUUCGUGAUUGCCUCGGGCCGGGAACUGGCCACUUGGUUUAGUCGUCGCGGGGACUCCAAAGCGGUAAAUACGGAGUUGCAAACCGAGCUUCGCAUCAUAUAUCGCCAGGAUUACGAUUUGAAAAUGGUGCAGCAGGAUUUAACUUAGGCAUUGGGACGGUUGUGGACCGUGAUCGGGAUGGCUCGGGGAGGCUCGCUGGUGUGAGCUCUGCACGAGCCAGACGCUGCGGUGUGUGUGUAGUGUCUAGUCAAUAGUGUGUGUGAGUGUGUGCCGGGAUGCCCUCAGCGAUGUUGUCGGCAGUGCUUGAAGAGGAGCCCGACCUGUACGAGGCGUUUCCCCCACAUGUGGACCCCACCGGUAUUACUAUCUUAACAGACAGCCCACCAGGCAAGAAAGCACCGCUCAAGACCUUCGAAGAGAUCCAGCCGCUGCUGCAGCAGGCCCGCAAGCGGGAACUGAAGCUCGUCAUCCGCGAGAACUCGUGGCCCAUCAAUAGCCCCGUGCGCGCCUCCCUCUGGCCCGCUCUCUGCAAGCAGCACCAGCAUGGCAAGUCCAUGCUCGAUGGCUUCUACUGGGACAUGGUCACACAGGUGUUCGGCACAGUGGAACUCCCGGACAAGCCGAUCAUGCUCCCACCGUUCGUGGAGGCGACGCACUGCCUCGGCUACCACCUGACUCGCAAGGGCCGCGCCGUCGCGGACCGCGUCGUGUCCGUCCUCGGCUACGCCUGCCCUGACAUCACCUACAGCCCUAGCCUGUACCCCAUCACAGCGGCUUUGCUGCACUUCAUGCCUGAGGAGGAAUGCUACCACUGCAUGGCCAGCUUGGUGGCGUCGAAGGAGAAGAUGUUCAUCACACAGACUAAGCUGCACAGCGAGGUCACUUGGAAAACCGUCAUGCAGAUUGCCAAAAAACAUGCCAAGUCAGCAGCGCAGCAUCUCUCGCGACUAUCAGGCGCCAUCGGGCCGGAACGCAUCUACGCGGACUGGCAGUGGUGGAUCCUGGCAGCGCUGCCCUUCCCACACCUCGUCAGGGUGCUUGACUGCUUCUUCCACGAGGGAAUCAAGGUAUUCUACAGAGUGGCACUGGCAGUGCUGAUACUGUUCCACAAGCACUCGUCGAACCAGAACUCUGAGUGGUACGCGGAGGCUAGCAAGAACGGCGUCGACCACGCCAUCGACAAGUUCUGCCGGAACAUGCCCGCCUCGCCCACCAAGCUGCUGCGCACCGCCUUCAGUAUACGUGCUUUAAGUUCACAGUACAUAUCGAGGGUGUUCAUAAAGACAGAGAUGACGCUGAAGUCGAAGCAAGUGAUCACGGGGUCGCGACUCGUACGCUCGCGCAGCUCAGACAACCUGCCCACCAGCCAGUCCCAGGUCAACAUACAGAUGAUGUCUCACACCCUCACCAUUAGAGAGAGAAUGUCUGAAGAAACGUGCAAACAAAUGGGCUCACAUUCGCCGGGCCCGCGCGCCCUAUCGAUGGGCGUUUACCCUAUACAGGCGAUCAAGUCGCAGAUUCUUGACCAGAGCGAACUGUUCACGCUCUGGUCAUGGCUCCCAGUCAGGAUCACGAUGUACCAGCCAGUGCUACUGUACACCACAGAGGAACACGGGUGUUCAUUGACCACCUUCUAUGUGAGGGUCGAACACCAUGAGCCUACGUUGCUUAUGAUCAAGACCUGUAAUAAUGAGGUAUUCGGCGCAUACUGUUCUACGCGAUGGUUCGAAAGGAACCAAAAAGACGAGCGCGGGAACAGACAGGCUUAUUUCGGUACCGGGGAAACAUUCCUGUUUAGCCUUUACCCGGAGCGCGCGAAAUACCAGUGGGUCGGUUGCACCGCCGCCGCCGGCGACAAGGGAGAGAGUCAGCAGGUCGCGCACGGCUCUGAACUCUUCAUGGCCGCAGACAACAAGAUGAUCACGAUUGGCGGAGGGGAUGGGCAAGCGAUAUGGAUGGACGAGAACAUUCGGUACGGCAAGACGGACCGAUGCUCGACGUUUAACAACCCACCGCUCUGCCCCAGCGGAGACUUCGAGAUCCGCGUACUAGAAGUGUACGGCUUCUCCGGCGCGUAGGCCUCCAACAGUGUCCACUUAUUCGGAGUGAAAUAAUCUCGAUGUAACGUGUUUUACCAAGGUGUCAUAUCCCCGAGUGUGAUAUUGCAUUGUGAUCAUGCCUACUUCGCGGAGCGUUGCGCGUUGGUAGAGGUCAUCAGAUUCCAUCGAAUUGUCUUCUAAAUCCAAAAAAAUCACACCAAUCCCGCUGCUAUAUCACAAUUUUAACGAUUAAACUUAGCAUAGGACUCGACUGCUAUUUAUUCAUGGCAAUAUUUCAAUGAAAUCGAUAAUAUGUGUCGUAAAAUUUAGAGGAACUCACUUAUAUGCGAUGUAUUUGAUUACCCCUUGCCGUUAUGAUCAGACUGUGUAGAUGUAUUCCUAUAUUUAUUCGACUCACUAAUCUAUGUGUGCCCCGUAGCUACCCUGACGUAACACAGCUGUCCUUUAAGACAACGAAAACGGGGGAAAGUAGGUUGUUUCGAUAUAUUUACUCGUGUUUUUAAAUGUCUGAGUGUAAGUACAAAAUGGAUGUCUCUUACCUACUCUUGUUGGAUUAAAUACGCUUAUGUGAAAGCAAUAUGUAUCUGUGGGCCUAGCCGCGCGGUGGAGGCGUACGAUUCCCAGUUUUGUUGGUGUCGUGGACAUUCCAGUGACACACGACACGACCCCAGGGUCCUCACUCGGCUGCUAGCUGACUCGAGCGAUCACAAAGUCGAUUCGGGACUCGGGAAAAAAUUACGAAGAUAUUUAGGUAUUUCAAGACGCGAUAUUUUUAUUUUAUCAAACUGUUUCGGUCCAAACAACAGUAUUUGGUAUGUGUGGAUGUUUAUCGUCGCUUAGGGUUCAUAGUUCGUUCAUAUAUUCAGUCCGUAUUGUUGUUGCUCACAAAUGUACCAAAGAAAUUGUUCGUAGAAAUCGUCUUCCUGUUAUACGUAUCUGAUCGGACCUCAUAUUAAUUAGAAUGUGGAAAUUAAGUGACGUAGUUUACUAACGAACAAAGUAUAAUAUUUAUACAGACUUUGGGAAACAAGUGUCAUGAACUUUCAAGCUUCAAUUUUCGCGCAUCAUUAUAGCAUAUUAACACUUUGGAUGACAUAUCCAAUAUUUAGUACGCAUAACAGGAACACACCUUUAUAAACACGGUGAUUAUUUGAUAAGUCACGCCUAGAAUUGGGGACGCGAAGCGAGCGGAAAGCGGUUGCUGCAACCUAUUUAAACUUGUACUUUUAGCGAGUAUAAGGAACAUAACUGAAGCCACGUCGCCAAACAAUUUCUACUGCGAAUUUGUCUAAGCGUCGCCUUGUCUAAGCAACGUGGCAUUGUCUCGGCGAGUUAUGGACACGGGCCACUUCUUAUAUCCCGUUCUCCCUCGCUUCCCGGCCCCGACCUCACACGCAAUUAUAGUAUUAUUUUACUCGUAUUUUCGGAGGACAUGUGCCAAAUUGGACCAUUUCGGGAAAAUAUUGCGACUGGAUUGGUAUAAAUAAUUUUUCGCGAUUUUGUAAAAGUAUUUACACCAUAUUUCAUUUAGUUUAGCCUCAUCAAUUCAUUGACGAAAUAAUAUAAAAAAUAAAUGGAUUGUUUUCCUAUAGUUUGACUUAUUAUAAGUUUGUAUAAUUUCUUUUUUCAAUACCAUGUAUUGUUUUGUCGAUUCUGUCACAAUUAAUACAUAUCCCUGACAGUACAAAGGGGUUCGCCCGCGUUCAUAUCGACCGCGGUCUUCCGGCUACGAUUUUGUAAAUAUGUUUUUUUUUUCUAAAGGUCUACUCACUAAGAAGGAACGAAGGUGUCCAAUAAUGCUCAUCGAUUCACACGCGACGGACCUUCGUUCCUCCUGUCCCAAUGUAAGUGGGUACAGAACUUUAACGUAGCGAAACUGGGAUUUGUCAUAGUACUACAUACAUGUUUAUCAAAAGCCUAAGACUUGUUUUAAAUUCAGAUUAUUUAUGUAAUUUAUUGAGUAGGUAACAAGUAACGUGUUAUAUGUAUGUUAUGUGUCUGUCUGCGGACGGCGGCGUUUGGUCACACGUUAAGUUUUAGGAAGCUAUAAUUUGGUUAAGUCGCGCGCGGCGCUCUACUCCGUCCUACGACGUUUAAUGGUGCCUAUUCGGGCGAACACAAAAUUAAACUUAUUUUAGUUUGACAGGUCUUAAGCUAGGGUCUUCACUUACAAUAAACGUAAGAAAGAGAUAGGACUAGAUUUAGUCCUGUCAAAUUAAAACUUAAGUUGGUGGUUGCCCGAACCAGCACCAAUAUCUAUCAUGUUACGACAAGCUAUGUUUCUUCGCGCUGUAUCUGGAAACUUGCAUACGUCAACUACGAAUAAAACUGUGACGUAAGCACGUUUCAAUCCCCGCGUCGGAGUGUCACACGCGGUGAACGGAAAUAAAUAUGGAAGCAGUCACUUUAUAUACUCGCUACGCUUGAUUAUCGACGCCAAAACACACUCGCAGUAGCAAAGUAAUCGUAUACUAAAAUUUAAUAAAAAGCACGUUAAUGUCAUUGAUUUUAUUUCGAUAUUUGUUUGCCAUUUACGUUGUUUCGUAAUUAAGUGGACAUACCGGAAAGCGACAAAAACCAGGCGCCAUAACAAAACUAUUAUGAUGGUAUUUUGUAGCCACGCCUCGCGUUACGAUUUUCGUUGCUUCAUUUUUGAGCCCCAAAAAUGCAAUGUUUGUUCCCGUUCACCGGUCACACGUAGUCGGUCCCGCAGUGGCGCCGCGCGCCCGCCCGUAGGCGGUUUAGUUUAGGCCGUCAUCGACCGCAGGCGACUCGCGAUAUGUUGCUGUUAGCCAAUUGUCGUUGAUCAGUGUAAAGUCUAGUCUUUAUUCUGUUUUUAUUAUCUCUAACGAUAUAAUUAAUUAUUAUCUAAAUAUUUACGAAUUGAUAUUUAAAUUUUUGUGCGAUUUUGCCCCGAUGCAGGGGCACGUAGGCUCGUGGUUAGUUAGUUUAUAAGUACAUUUAAAUGUAAAGUAUACAGUUAUUAAUCUCCAUUGUCCUUUUCAGUAUUUGUGGUGUACGUUUUUUUAUGUGAGGAGCAUAUCAUGUAAAAUGACAAUUGUGGCGGCUUGCAGUCGCGGCGUGGGUGCGUGAGCUUUGUUUUGUUAUGUACUGUUACAUUCGAAUAGUUUUAGUCCGCCGCCGUGGCGACGGUGUAAAACUCGUUUAUGGUAAUGUAAAUGUUGCUUUAUAAUGUCUACAAAAUAUAUAAUCCCAUAUACAUAA